CCGAACCCCUUUGAGGCUCUGAGCAGCAGAAAGGGCUUGGGAGGGGCUCUCCUUUCGCUGUGCCCAUAAACAGCAACGACUGCGAGGAGCCGGUGGAACCGGCCUAGCCAGACGCCAUGCACAGAACAAGGCUUCCCAGGAAACUGGGCCUGCAAACUCCUCUGUCUGCUGCAGAAAGGCUCCUGCGUGCGUGGUAGCUGCCUGCCAACUUGGGCCAGUGUCUCCUCCCCAGCUUGCCCAGCAUGAACCUCCAAGCACCUGGCUGAUGAUCUCAUUGGCGAGUAAAGGGGGAGCAGCUCACUGCUGUGGCUUUUCUGGGGUAGUUGGAAGAACCCAGGAGGGUGCUGCCCGGUGCAAACACUUGUCUUCAAAUGAAGAUGUGUGCGUAUUUAAGUGUUCUGUGUCCAGGGAGACGGAAUGCAGCCGCGUGGGCAAACAGUCCUUCAUCAUCACGUUGGGGUGUAAUAGUGUCCUUAUGCAGUUUGCAACACCGACUGAUUUCUGUUCCUUUUAUAAUAUCCUGAAAAACUGCCGGGGUCACAACAUAGAGCGGUCAGUGUUCAGCGAGCGGACGGAGGAGUCUUCCGCAGUGCAGUACUUCCAGUUCUACGGCUACCUGUCCCAGCAACAGAACAUGAUGCAGGACUACGUCCGGACGGGCACGUACCAGCGGGCCAUCCUGCAGAACCACAGUGACUUCAAAGACAAGAUCGUCCUGGACGUCGGCUGCGGCUCCGGCAUCCUCUCGUUCUUUGCCGCACAGGCUGGGGCGAGAAAAAUCUAUGCAGUAGAAGCCAGCACGAUGGCCCAGCAGGCGGAGGUUUUAGUGAAAAGCAACAACCUCACGGACAGGAUCGUGGUCAUCCCCGGCAAGGUGGAGGAAAUCUCGCUUCCCGAACAGGUGGACAUAAUUAUCUCGGAGCCUAUGGGGUAUAUGCUCUUCAACGAACGCAUGCUGGAAAGCUACCUGCAUGCCAAGAAGUACUUAAAGCCCAGUGGUAACAUGUUCCCCACGAUCGGUGACGUGCACCUGGCCCCGUUCACAGACGAGCAGCUCUACAUGGAGCAGUUUACAAAGGCCAAUUUCUGGUACCAACCGUCCUUUCAUGGUGUGGACUUGUCGGCGCUUAGAGGAGCCGCGGUAGAUGAGUAUUUUAGACAGCCUGUUGUGGACACCUUUGAUAUCAGGAUUUUAAUGGCGAAGUCCGUUAAAUAUACAGUCAACUUCUUAGAAGCCAAAGAAGGCGAUUUGCACAGGAUAGAAAUCCCCUUCAAGUUCCACGUGUUGCAUUCAGGUCUAGUCCAUGGCUUGGCUUUCUGGUUUGAUGUAGCCUUCAUUGGUUCAAUGAUGACAGUGUGGCUCUCAACGGCCCCCACCGAGCCGCUGACCCACUGGUACCAGGUCCGGUGUCUGUUUCAGUCUCCACUUUUCGCCAAAGCCGGGGACACGCUCUCAGGGACGUGUCUGCUCAUCGCCAACAAGCGUCAAAGCUACGACAUAAGUAUUGUCGCCCAGGUGGAUCAGACGGGUUCCAAGUCCAGCAACCUCCUCGACUUGAAAAACCCCUUCUUCAGGUACACAGGCACGACUCCUUCCCCUCCGCCGGGCUCCCACUACACGUCUCCAUCCGAGAACAUGUGGAACACGGGUGGCGCCUACAACAUGAGCACGGGGAUGGGCGUGGCCGGGAUGCCCACGGCCUACGACCUCAGCAGUGUUAUUACCGGUGGCUCCAAUGUCAGCCACAACAACUUGAUUCCUCUAGCGGCCAGCGCGGGGAUUGUCAAUCACACGCACUCCAGGAUGGGCUCCAUCAUGAGCACCGGCAUCGUCCCAGGCUCCUCCGGCAGCCAGAGUGGAGGCGGUUCGAGCGCUCACUACCCGGUCAACAGCCAGUUCACCAUGGGGGGCCCCGCCAUCUCCAUGGCCUCCCCCAUGUCCAUCACCACCAACACAAUGCAUUACGGGAGCUAAAACCCCUCCGCCCCGUCUCUGAACUGACAGCGCCAGGAAACCAAAUGAAGAUGACCCUUCCCCCCUCCCCCUGUGACAAACUGUUCCCCCCUCCC
Caretta caretta (loggerhead turtle) is the source of this 2070-nucleotide messenger RNA. It is a transcript of the gene CARM1, whose product is annotated as coactivator associated arginine methyltransferase 1. The record is from RefSeq and is a predicted model, not a curated record. Gene Ontology annotation, molecular function: histone H3R2 methyltransferase activity. Gene Ontology annotation, biological process: peptidyl-arginine methylation, to asymmetrical-dimethyl arginine; chromatin remodeling. NCBI's taxonomy places the organism in Eukaryota, Metazoa, Chordata, Testudines, Cheloniidae.